This is a messenger RNA of Acaulospora colombiana, 1498 nucleotides long. Lineage: Eukaryota; Fungi; Glomeromycota; Glomeromycetes; Diversisporales; Acaulosporaceae. The record is from the annotation of a GenBank genome assembly.
AUGGCGAAUAGAAGAGGAGAAAUCUUCAGACCUAAUCAGGAGUACGCUCACCGUUUGCGUAAGAUUCUUGAAGAAUAUCCUGACGGGUCGCAAAUUCUUCGCGAGAUCCUUCAGAAUUCAGAUGAUGCGAAAAGUCGAAAGCAGAUCUUUAUUCUCGAUAAUAAUAAUUAUCCUACGCAGAAAUUACUCGAACCUCGUAAUGAAGGGACCCGUAGAACGGAUGCAAAAUUAGAUCGAUAUCAAGGUCCAGCUUUGUUAUCAAGAAACGACACAAUUUUCGAAGAACGGGAUUUUGACUCCUUACUUAAAUUGGCUGACAGCGAGAAACGUAAACAAUUUGAUAAGAUAGGAGCGAUGGGCAUGGGUUUCAACUCGAUCUAUCAUCUUACCGAUUCCCCUUCGUUCAUUACUGGCAAUAGUUAUGUAAUUCUAGACCCACACGAAUGGUAUUACAACGGCGGCAUCAAAUUUAAUUUUAUCGAAGAGGCAGUAGAUUUUCCAGAUCAAUUCGCACCGUUUAGAACGUUUAAAAUACCAUUCGACCACACUUUCGAAGGAACCUUUUUCCGAUAUCCGCUUCGGACCUCCGAAGACUCCAUUGAUUCGGUAAUUUCAAAGAAGGUGUAUAAACCGGAUGACGUUCGAGAAAUGUUUAAAAGAUUUUACGAAAAUGAAGGCAUCAAUUGCCUAUUAUUUUUAAAAUACAUAGAAGUUAUCGAAUUUUAUGAAUUGGAAGAGGGAGAAACAGAGCCAAAAUUACUUUACGAGAUUUCUCUUGAAAAUGCCGAUGAAGUUCGGUCAAAACGUCGACAGAUCGCGGAAAACGUAGUGAAAAGAAUGGAAUCGUUGGAUCCUAAAGGUUCCAACAAGAUAACCCCAUUAGAAUCUAUAUAUAUUGCAGAAUUUUUCCGGAAGAAUUAUAACGGUGAAAGCGAAAGAAUUUCAUGGGUAAUCUUUAAUCAGUUAAAUGAAACGGAUGUCUUGGACAAAUUUAAGGGGGAUUUCAAAGAGCACAAGUUAGUCCCGGCUAUCGGUCUCGCUGUGCGGCUUGAUAAUCAAGGGACCAACGGAAGACUUUUCUGUUUUCUACCACUUCCAAUUCCAACGCCUUUCCGGGCCUCGAUAAACGGAUAUUUCGCGGUUGGUACAAAUAGACGCACAAUUUGGAGCUCGGCGGAUAACGAGGAUUUAGCAGAUGACUCUUUGGCAAAGCUUAAAGUGACAUGGAAUGAACAUCUUUUUGACAAAGUUCUUCCAAAGGCGUGGGUAAGGUUUUUGGUUGAACUUCCCAACAAAUAUCCGAGUGUCCAGCCAAGCAAGUUCUACGACUUUUGGCCAAUCCUUUCGGAUCAUGUUUCCAGUAGUGUAGUUGAAUUUUGCAAGCAAUUAUUAGAGAAAGUCGUUGAAAAUCUUAAAACCGAUGACGAAGUCUUCAUUGGUCCACGCGCAUCUUAUGCUCCCGGAAAUAUGAAAGGGUUAAUUCCAACAAACAACAAUG